GCGCGCGCUCACACAGAGCACUCACUCAGCCCGAGCAGACGCGCGCGCACAAGGAAGAGAGAGAGCGAGAAAGAGAAAGACAAGAACCGAUUCGACGCGAAUAAAACAAAGAAGAGAACAUGAGAUCCGUCUACCAGCUGCUCAGCCUGCUGUACGUGUUCGGCAGCUUGCGCGUUCACGAGCUGGAAGCUUGCUCGUGCGCGGUCUCGCACCCGCAGGACGCCUUCUGCAGCUCGGAUGUCGUGAUCCGGGCCAAAGUGGUGGGGAAGAAGUUGUUGAAUGAUGGACCGUUUGGCACCAUGCGCUACACAGUCAAGCAGAUGAAGAUGUACAAAGGAUUCAACAAAAUCCAGCAUGUCCAGCACGUUUACACAGACGCCUUAGAGAGUCUGUGUGGAGUCAAGUUUGACAUUAACAAAUACCAGUAUUUGAUUACAGGUCGCGUGUAUGAGGGAAAGGUUUACACAGGACUCUGUAACUUUAACGAGAGGUGGGAGCGUCUGUCACUCGCUCAGAAAAAAGGAAUGAACCAUCGCUACCAACUGGGCUGCAGCUGUAGGAUUAAGCCUUGCCACUACUUGCCCUGCUUCGUGACCUCAAAGCACGAGUGCCUGUGGACGGACAUGCUGUCACACUUCGGCUAUCCUGGAUACCAGUCACGUCACUAUGCCUGCAUCCAGCAGAAAGAGGGCUACUGCAGCUGGUACCGGGGCAUGACCUCUCGCGACAAAACCAACAUAAACACCACGGACCCAUGAAAAAUCCCAUCAGUCUUGUUUUUUUUUUUUGUUUGUUUGUUUGUUUGUUUGUUUGUUUGUUUUUCUACUACCCAUGACACCGAUCAUUGUUUUUUUUUUUUCCCUCUCUACAAGUUUCCCUUCCUUGUUUCCAAAAUAUACAGAAAAUAGAGGAAGGACAAAAAUACGUGCCGAAUGACAAUGAUAUUGAUAUGAAUGCCUGUGGUAGCACUUUAGAGGUAAACCAUACCUGUGUUUGAACGCAUACUAUAUUUACAUACAUAUUUGCAGAGACGCACAGAGACCGAGCAGUUAAUCCCCUCAAAGGAGAGGGAUAGAAGGAGAGACAGGAAACGAAUCAGGGUAAAUCGACAGCUCUCGGUCCUUAUCAGCGAUUAGAACUUGUGUCACGAGUACAGCCGAACGUACGACGUGACCGACAGUACGAUGUACUGGGUUCAGACAGAAACAUCUAGGAAAUUCUCCAUGCGUUCGCUCUUCAUGUCACACUAAAACUCAAGAUGUGUUUAUUUUUCCAUACCUCUUUAUUGGUAUGUAUACCGAUGCCAUAUUUCACUUUCUAUUCGUGUUCCGUGAUUAAGUUUCGAGAUGGUUACAUUUUAAUUGUAGAUUUUUUUUUCUUUUCAACCCCUGGCAAUUUUUCACCUCACCUUAUUGUUUCGUUUGAGACUGCACUAAACAAGAUUUCUAAACUGCUGCCUCUAUGGCGAUAAAACCAUUUGGACACUUCACAUCACUCCGUUUUAUGUUUAUAUAUAUAUAUAUAUAUAUAUAUAUAUAUAUAUAUAUAUAUAUAAAGCCAGAAGUGUUACUGUGAAAAGGUUGGGUGUCAGACACAGCAUCACUUAACACAGCACAAUGUAGAGCAGAACGAUCUGCCGUGAUAUUCAGUACAGUAUCAUACUUACAGUCCGAUCCGUUCAGACGUUAAAAAUGAACGAAAGCAAUACCGCUCCUCUUUUUCCGAAGCAGAUUUCCCGGUCAAGUGUUAUUUUUUUAUUAUUUAGAACGAUAUGAUUAACUGUAUAGAUCCACCAUGUAUGCUGUAUAAUAUCUAUUUAUAAGUGAUCCUUUUUGCCUGCCUCCGACUUUGUGCUGUAGUUGUUCCGACUUUCCUAAUAUAAUCCUCUGCAUUCAAAGUUUUAUUUGUUCGAAUAGUCACGAACCAUAACAGAGUUAUAAUGUAUAUUUUUUACAGGUCUAUCCGCAUAGCACACUUUGUGGGGAACAGUUAUUUUUAUGAACAGAGCAUUUUUAAGUUGAUUUUGUCAUUUGUUCCUCUCGCUCGUUUAUGGUAUAAGCUAAGAUAAAGACGACCUGACUAAAACCUCUGUCGCAUUCGGAGUUAGUGCUUUAGAUGAACGUUAUUCCGUGGUGUAGAACAGAAUCAGCUUUCUGCCCUGCACUGAUUUGUAUUCACGACUGAGCUUAAUCUUAACUGAGAACUAAACUGCCCCAUAGUGUGUUACAAGAAAAGGUGACAAAAUCCCAGAACCCAAAGUCAAGUCUGUGCCACUUGUUAUACAAUGACGGCAAUGUUAUUCAUGUUAAUCUGACGGUACUUUUCUCCUGGGAAAUUAAGCUGGCUGGUACUAACAAAGUGUCUUUUCAUAACCGUACAAACAGAGGUUUUAGUUUCGGUAUAAGUUUUGAAUAUCUGUAAAGAUAUUGACCUGUUUGAAAUGGACAGAUGCAAAUAUCGUCGAUUUUUGUUGUCGUCGUCGUCGUUACUAAGCUCUCGUUUGGUCUUUUUCAUCUUCAUCACCGUAUUGACAGUAUCUUCAGUUCAUUCCUCUAUAUGAGACCGAGAUGCCUCCAGCAGAAACUAUUCAGUCAUGAAAUGCCAUUUCCAAUGAAGAUUUGCCAUAAGGAACUGAACAUUAGUGGAAAAUAAUAGCAUAACAAAUAAAAAAAUAAAUAAUCCACAGCAAAAUCAAGGCCGUCUUACGGAACCCUGAUGGAACGAAUUGAACCAGACAAAUACUCUUCAAGAUUAUAAAGAACUACUGCUGUUGGAAUUAAAAAUACACCGUAUUCAUCUCGGUAAUUAUCCGUAUUCAAAAAACAUGAGGCAUCUUAGUCUCCAUCACUUUAUACUGUCUGUUUUACACACCUUUCAGUCAAUCAUGUCUUGAAUAUAAUUAAUAGAACAAUCAAGGCUUUUAUUUUUUAAAUGUACUGUGUGGGCGUGUGAGUUUGUGUGUGUGUGUGUGUGUGUGUGUGUGUGUGUGUGUGUGUGUGUGUGUGUGUGAGUGUGUGUACACUGAGUUGUAAGGGGAAAUGACUUUUCUUUGUAGGAGCUUACAGAAAUGUUAUGAUUUUUAAUUUCUCUUUUAUAUUUUUAUAAUAAAGAUUUAAUGAAAAUUGCAUUUGUGAACAUGUCCUAUUUAACAAAAUGUAUGUUUAUACUUUAAAUCAAACGAAUACGUGCCUCCAUCUGGGCAAAGUGUAUGUAUAUUAUAUCAGAUUUUAUGUCUAAAUAAAACACAUUGAGUUGGUUCUUGUA
Molecule: messenger RNA, 3264 nt
Organism: Tachysurus fulvidraco (yellow catfish)
Lineage: Eukaryota; Metazoa; Chordata; Actinopteri; Siluriformes; Bagridae
Product: metalloproteinase inhibitor 3
Exons: 5
Coding region: 120-758 (212 amino acids)
Biological process (GO): negative regulation of endopeptidase activity; negative regulation of membrane protein ectodomain proteolysis
Cellular component (GO): extracellular matrix
Molecular function (GO): protease binding; metalloendopeptidase inhibitor activity
Source: RefSeq, a predicted model, not a curated record